AUGAUCAUCUAUCGCAAGUCGCUCAUGGGCCUCGCGCUGCUCUGGAAAUGCAACGGCUCAGCGCUGCCGCGUGCGCUCAUCCCAGCCAUCUUCUCUUCCGCGGUUGCCGUCUUUUUCGAGCUGUACGUCUUUUGCUACAUCACCGCGUUUGCGCUCGUCUUUCGCACCAAUACCGCUUACGCGCGGUACUGGGAGGCUCGGCUGGCCUGCGCGACGAUGGCCUCCAAGUGGGGCGACGCGGCGGCCAUGGCGCUCGCCGCCGCGCAGGCCGCCUCUCCGCCCGUGACUCACUCGUCGCCGCUCGUCGGCUCGCUGCUCGGUGCGUGGCGCGAGCCGCUCGACGCCGGCGCCCAGCUCCACCUCCGGCCUCCGGGACGCAGCUGCCUCUGGCCCGGCACUGCCCGGCCACCGCCCGCGUGA
Molecule: messenger RNA, 420 nt
Organism: Emiliania huxleyi CCMP1516
Lineage: Eukaryota; Haptophyta; Isochrysidales; Noelaerhabdaceae
Exons: 4
Coding region: 1-420 (139 amino acids)
Molecular function (GO): chloride channel activity
Source: RefSeq, a predicted model, not a curated record